This is a messenger RNA of Pieris macdunnoughi, 1446 nucleotides long. NCBI's taxonomy places the organism in Eukaryota, Metazoa, Arthropoda, Insecta, Lepidoptera, Pieridae. The record is from the annotation of a GenBank genome assembly.
AUGUCACCGCGUAAACAACCGAGUAGCUUAUUCAAAUUAUGUGUAAGAACCUCCCUAAAUUUAAUUAAUGAAUGUUGUUUUAUAAUCGAAAAAAAUUAUGCUGAUAUAGAAUGUAGAGAAUCCGAAAAGCACAUUAUUUUACUGAAGGAAUAUCUAGUGUCAUUGCUUCCUACAAGAUUGUUUGAUAUACUUUGUUUGGAAAGAGGAUGCUAUCGAUAUCGCGGUGACCCUAGAAUACAACUCAAUGUUCUUAUUCAUCCUAGUAUGUCAAUCUUCCGCAAAAGUGAUCUUGACAAUGGUAUUCCCCAAACUUUCUGGGUUCAAGUUAUGCCACGGUUUACACAUUUGGUUGUCCUUGAUUUAAAAUUCAUCUGUACAGAUGAAAUCCUAGAAUUGAUUGGCUCAAAAUGUCUUCUACUUGAAGAGCUAAACAUAGUUUCCCGAGUAGAUAUUUGUAAAUCUCUAAUUAAUGCAUCUGUCCUCAUUAGGAAUGUGUCAGAUUCUGGAUUGGCUUAUAUAUCAAAUCUUAAAAAUUUGCGCAUAUUAGCAAUGGAUCCUCCUCGUAAUGAAAGAGCUAGUCGAGUAGGUAGAUGUGUCUCCCAAGCUGGUAUUAUUAUGCUUAUCAGUGAACUUCCCUAUCUUGAGGAAUUGAGAAUAGAAUCAUGUGAUAUAGGUUCAACAUUAAUAAAUACAGAUGUCAGCAUUGGACCACUCAGCUUAAGGAAAAUCAACUGUCAUUUUGCAUCAGCUGAGGGUAUGCGGAAACUUGUAAAAAUUUGUCCACAUUUAAAAGAAUUGUCCAUUACACAUUUGUCUGCAAACAACAAGGAUGCAAUACUGGAAGAAAUAGCAUUAAGUGACUUAAGGUUAAGUAAGUUAGACAUGUCAUUUUUUUCUCACAGUGAUUCAUUGCAUCGCCUUUUGGAGGUAAAAGGAAGUUAUCUAACACAUUUUUCUCUAUGGGAGAUUGAUCACUCAUUAAGUUUAGAUGAAGUCAUUAACUUAGGUACGAGUUGUCCAAAUCUCACAUCUCUUUGUCUAAUAACUCAGUCCAACUACCUUUCAAUUCCAAGAUUUUUCCGCCAACCAAAAAAUAUAUUUCGGCAACUUGAAGUAUUGACAUUGGGAAAUGAACGCUUUAGUAUUGAAGAUAUUUUAGUUUUUUUUCUAGAAUGUACACUGUGCUUACGGAAGUUAACUUUAAAAUUUCAAACAAAAUUAUCAAUUGAUAAUACACUUAUAUAUAUCUUACAAAAGGGAUAUUUUAAACAUUUACGUAGUUUAUGGUUGGAUUGUACAUUGGAAGUAUCAAAGGAUGUGGUAAAACAAGUUAUACAGGGUUGUGAGAUGUUGCAACUAUUCACUGUAGACUUUACGGAGGACAUGAGUGAUGUACACAAAUACAUAGCCGAUAAUAACCUAGACUUAAAACUGGGUGGCUAUUAA